Messenger RNA from Stylophora pistillata, 4262 nucleotides. RefSeq names its product peroxisomal sarcosine oxidase. Gene Ontology annotation, molecular function: sarcosine oxidase activity; flavin adenine dinucleotide binding; L-pipecolate oxidase activity. Gene Ontology annotation, cellular component: peroxisome. The record is from RefSeq and is a predicted model, not a curated record. NCBI's taxonomy places the organism in Eukaryota, Metazoa, Cnidaria, Anthozoa, Scleractinia, Pocilloporidae.
CAGCUCACUGCUCUCUCCCCAUAACAUGUGGAUAAACUUGUGUCUGGUUUAUCAAAGUGUCAUCACUGAGAUAUUUUAUCACCUAGUGCGACCCUUAUAGUUGAAACCAAAAGUUUGCUUUCCGGUUUCAGUUUCAAAUUUUCUGUGUUUUUUUUGCCGGCAAAGUUGAAAACUUUGCCCAAGUGCGACCCAUACCUAACAUCAAUUUCGGUAUUCUCGUGGUCGUGAAGUAAGCAGGAUUGGUUAUAUACCACAUUACUUUGCCAUGCAUUACUGGAAUCUAGAUUCCAUCGCGCAGAAAAAGUAGACAAUUGUUUAGAUAAAAGAAAAAAUUUUAGGGCCUAGUUUUUCAAGUUAUCAGAAGACAAGAAGCCGCACUAUACCUUAAAACAUGAGCUGUAUUCUUUUAUAGAAUGCGAUCUUUUGAAUCGACUACAAAUACUUCAAUUACCUGGAAAUUUUCUACCCUUCUAGUUCUUGGUUGUCGUGGUUCUUCCUUGUCUGUUUUCUUUGUUUUUCCAAUGCGUGCGUGAGGCAAGGAAUAUUUUCAUUAUUCAAUUGGUUAAAUUAACCGAUUUUGAUCUUGGAGAAAUUUUUCCAUCAGACUUUUAACUUACAAUUUUUUAGCCUUCUGCGAUAUUUCCUUCGUUCCCAACUUUGUUCUGCAGCCUCCGGUGGGAUGAGAGGAGAGUCUGGUCACCAAAUUUCACGCUUGAAUGACAGCAAAGAUGGAACUAUUUCGAAAUCAUCUGACAGUCACGGUUACGGUAUGUGAUUACGUAACAAUUGGUACUUUUAUCAGCAAUAUUACCUAAAUAUGUCUUCACAUCUAACUUACGACGUUUGUGUCAUCGGUGCUGGUGUGGUGGGGAGUUCCACGGCCCGUUACCUUGCUUCCCGCGGACAAAGAACACUCUUACUGGAGCAGUUUCCUCUUCCUCACUGGCGUGGGAGUUCUCAUGGACAGACAAGAAUCAUUCGUUUCUCCUAUGUAAACCCUUAUUAUUCUAAAAUGGUAGGGGAAGCUGGCGAAAUGUGGAAGGAGAUUGAAGAAAAGGCACAACAGGAAAUACUUAUAAAAACUGUUGGACUGCUAACAGUGGAAGGAAGCUCUGGUGAAAAUUUGAGGGAAGUAAGACAAUCACUUGAUGCAGCAGGAGCAAGUUAUGAUUUUUUGUCAAACCAAAAACUGAAGCAAAGAUUUCCAGAGUUGAGCUUUCCACCUCAAUACAGUGCUCUGCUAGAACACUCGGCAGGAAUUUUAAAAGCUGAUAAAUGUUUGAGAGCAUUGCAGGAUCAGUUUGUUGAAUUUGGUGGCACAUUAAAAGAUGGUGAAGGUGUGGUUGAAAUACAUCCAGGAUCAUUAGUUACAAUAAAGACCACCAAGAAUUUGUUCAGAGUCCACAAAGUGAUAGUAACAGCAGGACCCUGGACCAAUAAACUGCUAAAACCUGUGGGAAUUACCUUGCCUCUAAAGCCAUGCAGAGCCAAUGUUUUUUACUGGAAGGUAAAAAAAGCUGGCACAUACAGUCUUCAGAGUGGUUUUCCUACAUUUUAUGAUGAUACAGCAUCUGAUCCUCGCAAGUUAUAUGCGCUCCCUUCAUUUGAAUAUCCUGACAUGGUGAAGUUUGGGCCCACUGGUGCAUGCAGAUUGCAAGACGUUUGCUGGGAAAUUGACCCAGAUGCAAGAGAUUGGGAUAGAGAGACUGAAGAGAGGAUUAUUCAGAGCACAAGAGAAUAUAUCCAGCAUCACUUUCCUUACCUUGAUCAUCAUGAGCCAGCCAUAGUAGAAACUUGUAUAUACACACUAACUCCUGAUGAGAAUUUUGUGUUGGAUAAACAUCCCAAGUUUUCCAACAUCAUUGUUGGUGCUGGCUUCUCGGCUCAUGGAUUCAAGCUUGGUCCUGUUUGUGGCAAGAUUUUAGCACAGCUGGCCAUGAAUGAGACACCAACCCAUGACUUGUCACCCUUCAAGAUUGCAAGAUUCAAAGUUAGUCAGCCAAAAUCCUCACUAUGAAGAUGGUGCUCAUGAUGAAGAUGAUAAUAACAACUACCACUCCAGACUAAAGCUACUGAAAAAUCCUGGUGCCACCCCAGACAUUAAAACAAAUGAUUUAUCUUUACUUCUACUUGGAAUAUCACGAGAGUUUAAGGUUUAAACCUUUAACAACUGGAACUGAUGGAAAUGUAACUUCUCCAUAUAAUAUCCAUGCAUUAUUCAGUGAACAGUUAAUUAGAAUACUCAAACUUAUCAUGUAAAAGGUCUUAUCUUGAUCUUGCACCAAAUUCUUUAAGUAAUUUGCAAGGAAUGUGUGGCGGUUAAAGGGGGGAGAAUCAACGGUCAGAUCUUGGAUUAAUAAAGCUAAUCAAAUUGUACAGUGCAUUCUCUUCUCCAUUUAGGAAAAUUGAGUGAAAUAUAUGAGUGCCCAACCCUCGCAAAUAAGCCUUUUUUAACUUCUAACAUGAAGUGGGUGUUUCUUUCUCUAAAAAGGGGAUGUAAGGCAAAGGAAACUACUUGCAACAAACUUUUUCGUCUUCGUUAUCUGUUUUCAGCCCCAUCUGUGCUAAAGAAGAAAGAGAAGAAACAGUUUCCCCCAGUUUCUUGGGUCAUUCCUUUUUGAGCACUACUUGUUCGGUCAAUUUCUCUAUCCUUCCCACUUCUCUUAAUCUUGUUGUUCCCUUUUUCCCAUUCAAGCCACUCCCCUCACCCUUAAACAACCCUCGAGUGAAUAGUCCUCAAAGCCUGGUUCCCAGACUCCUUUCAAAUCCCUGGAAGUUAAAACAGCUAGUCUGUUCAGCGGACUACUAAAAAAGUGGUAGUUACGUCAUGUAUAGGGAACCUACAGAAAGGUUAUGGUUCAACAUGGCGGUACACAUGACCAGUUGAACAUUGUUCAACAGUUGCGGCAUGGUUGGAACAAGGCAUUUGCGAGGAACCGUACUCUCACGAGUUCGCCACCUUCUUCGUUCGGGUGCAAUGACAAAGACACCGCUCUGGGUUCCAGUUGUCGAGGCAUUUCCUCCCCUAAAGGAGACAAAAUUAAAUAGAAAAGGCGACGAAGAGUUAAUGCACAAGAUAAUCUAUCCUGAAGAUGAAUUCAGAAAGCUUUUUUACCAGAGAUUCAAUACAAACCAGCCUUUGUCCCUGUGGGGAGAACACCAUUCUUAUUGUGACAGAUUUGUGGAAGGAUGCAUGGAGAAGGUGAACCAAGGGCUUAACAAAGAGGAGGCAGUGGAAAGCACUGUUAAAACACUUUUCACUAAUCAAAGCUCUGCUAUACCAGAUAUGUGGUUUGAGGAAUGAAGAGCUUUCCCCUCACGUUGUGGAUAAUAAUUGGAUUUUGUAGUAGGUGAUCUCAAGAAGUUUCCUUCAGUCAUCUAGGUAGUUAUUUAUUGAUGAGGAUAAUUCAUGCUGAAACUAUCAAAGCGUGAACCUAGCUUCAACAGGAACAGAAGCAACAACACCAUUUUUCCAUUUCCAAGAUCAGACCGUAUGAAGUUGAGAUGUUUUAGUCUACAAGCCUUCAGUUUUAUUAAAGCCUCGUGAACAUUACUGUCUCAAAAAUAUACAAGUCCUUUGCUCUUAUAUGGUUUUAGAAACUAUUUGCGAUAUAGUUAUGGUGAGUACUUUUUCCUUUAAGCUUUUUGAAAAAUAUAACACAAACACCCAAACUAAAAGAUGAAUCGUGUUGCAAAGACACCAUUUGACAACAACAUUCUGUUUUUAGUGAAUGGACAUCCAGAACUGCAAAACUCUUCUGUAAAAAUCAAUGUUUACUGCUGAGUUUAAGGAUUGCCUUUGUAAUCUAGGUAUCGUUUAACCCUUCAAAUCACCAUUGUUUUAAUUAUAAUGAUCACAGUUCUGAAAUAAUAGUUAUUUUAUUAUUAAAAAAAAUCUCAGCUAAUAUACAUCUAUAGCAUGAUAUACACCAAGUUCUUUACCAUAGCACACUGUGUAAUUUUUCUGUCAAAUAAGGGAUUACAAUAAUUAAUGGUUUCCUUUGGAUUUGGGAAAUGGGAGAAUCAAAGAUGGUGUAGAACUUAUUCAGGAACAGGCAGUUUUAAGUUCUACAUACUGUCUGUGAAAUGUUCUUUUCAUUUUGUUGUAAUAGAGAUCUCAAUUGCUACUAAACUGAGGAGGAUUUUGAAUGUUACAAAACUGACUUCUCUGUUGAGAGUUCAUUAAAUGUAAUUGUAGUAAUCCCUGUGUGUACCACCAGUAAGUAACUAUAAAGGUUGAAUGAAUGGCUCCAAACAUGAAA